UUCUUUGCUUUCAAACAUACAACAAUAAAUUCAGUAUCAUAUAUAUACACCAUUUCAUGGUGCUAGAUUCAUCAGAAAAUCAUGGCAAAUUGGCUUAUUAUUUUCUUCACCUCCAUUGUGUGGUGGUGUUGCUUUGGCAACACCCCUGCCACUUGCUUGCAAAAUGAGACAGAUAGAUCAGCCUUGAUUGCUUUCAAGUCUGCCAUUGAUCAAGACCCAUUUGGGUCAUUGAUAUCCUGGAAUGAUUCAGUGCACUACUGUGAUUGGAAUGGCAUCUUGUGCAGUCAUCGACAUCCCAAUAGAGUCGUGAAGUUGAGACUAAGGUCGCAAGGCCUGGUGGGAUCACUCUCACCUCAUAUUGGAAACCUCUCCUUCCUCAAAAGCCUCAUUCUUCGAAACAAUAGCUUCCAUGGCCCAAUCCCACAAGAGAUUGGUCGCUUGUUUCGACUUCAAAACAUUUCACUCCGCAAGAAUUCAUUUCAUGGUGAAGUACCCACCAACUUUUCCCAAUGCUCAAAUCUUGAAAUCCUUGACUUGAUCGGCAACAACCUAACCGGAAACAUCCCGGCCGAGUUAGGAUCUUUGUCGAAGCUUACAUUUCUAGGCUUAACUACUAACAAGAUUUCAGGAACCAUCCCUCCUUCCCUUGGCAAUCUUUCCUCUCUUACCCAACUGUUCACAGGACCACUUCCUAUUUCAUUGUCAAAUGCUUCCAAACUUCAACAAAUAGGCUUUGAUGAUAACAGCUUUGUGGGGCCAAUGCCAAGAGAUCUUGGAAGACUUUUAAGUCUACAAAAGUUUGGCGUUGGUGAUAAUUUGUUGCAGGAUGACCUCAGUUUUAUUUCAUCACUAACGAAUUGCACGAGUUUAAAAGCAUUUAGCGUUACCGGCAAUUUUCUCAGAGGUCCAGUGCCCAAGUCCAUAGCUAAUCUCUCUUCCGAGGUCAGCAUAAUUAUAAUGCAGGACAAUGAAAUAUAUGGAAGCCUACCAUCAGGUAUUGGGAACCUCCCCAAUCUCGGUAUCUUUGAUAUGGUAAUGAAUCAUCUUAGUGGCCCUAUUCCUACCACCAUUGGGAAACUACAUAAUUUGCACCGACUUUACUUAGGCGUAAACUAUUUCACACAACUACCGUCUUCAAUAGGUAACUUAACUUUGCUAAAUACUCUCUACUUGGGGCGAAACAAAAUCCAUGGAAGCAUACCUUCGAGUCUAGGCAACUGUAAGAACUUGUUGGAUUUAAAUCUUGCUCAUAAUAAUUUCCAUGGCUCAAUACCCCCUGAAAUUAUGAGUCUCUCUUCCAUUUCAAUCUCCUUCAACUUAUCUUACAAUGCGUUGACUGGUUCUCUUCCAUUAGAAGUUGGGUCUUUGAAAAAUCUUGAAAAGCUGGAUGUGUCCAAUAAUAGAUUAUUAGGAUCUAUUCCCAACUCUCUAAGCAAUUGUUUGAGCUUGGAAUGGCUUCAUUUGGAAGGCAAUUCAUUUGAAGGCGAGAUACCUCAAAGUUUGAGAGAGUUAAGGGGUUUACAAGAGUUGGACCUUUCACGCAACAAUUUAUCAGGGUUGAUCCCCAGUUAUCUAAGUGAGCUCCAUUUAGAAAAGUUGAAUCUAUCUUUUAACAAGCUACAUGGGCGAGUUCCAAUGGAAGGAAUUUUUCGAAAUGAAAGUGCUAUUUCGGUGGAUGGUAAUAAUGAUCUAUGUGGAGGCAUUCCAUACUUGCGUCUUCCUCUCUGCCCAUCCUCAAAGUCCAGCAAGAAUAAGCUCUCUCACAAGAUGAAAGUGAUACUCGCUGUCGUGGUUGUUCUGGUGUUAUGUUCAAUUUUGUUGGGUUGCUUAUUCAUAUUCCUUCAUUGGCGACGUGUUUCAAGAAAGACAGCCUUUUCGGUGCCAUCACUUAAGCACCAUCUGUUACGGGUUUCUUAUGCAGAGCUUUUGAAAGCUACUGAUGGAUUCUCAGAGGACAAGCUAAUUGGUGUUGGGAACUAUGGUUCUGUUUACAAAGGAAUUCUUGAUCAGGUUCAGACAAUGGUGGCAGUGAAAGCACUCAAUCUCCAACUCAGAGGAGCUUCUAAAAGUUUUAUGUCAGAAUGCAAAGCACUAAGAUUCAUAAGACAUAGAAAUCUCUUGAAAAUUUUGAGCGCUUGUUCUAGUGUGGAUUUCCAAGGUAAUGAAUUUAAGGCUUUGGUAUAUGAAUUUAUGGCCAAUGGAAGCUUAGAGAAAUGGUUGCAUCAUGAUGGAAUCGAAAAUAAUGGACAACAAGAAUCCAGAAAUCUAAAGUUUAUUCAAAGGCUAAACAUUGCCAUAGAUGUUGCUUCAGCAAUUGAGUAUCUUCACUGUCAUUGUGACUCAACAAUUAUUCAUGGUGAUCUAAAGCCGAGUAAUGUUCUUUUGGAUGAUGAGAUGAUCGCUCAUGUUGGAGACUUUGGGUUAGCCAAAAUUAUCUCCACUAUUUCAAAUGAGGUGGUACAACAUCAGAGCAAUUCAACUGCAGUAAGGGGAACUAUAGGCUAUGUUGCUCCAGAGUAUGCCAUGGGCAACAGGGCUUCCACAAUAGCCGAUGUGUAUAGUUAUGGAAUUCUUCUCAUGGAGAUGUUUACAGGUAAAAGACCAACUGAUAACGUAUUUAAGGAUGAUCUAACUCUUCAUAUCUUGGUUGAGAGUGCUUUGCCCGACCAAGUGCUGGAGAUUGUGGAUCCCCGCAUUCUUUCAGAACACGAGCCGAGAAGUUGGCUUAAAGACACUCUGGUUUCUGUCUUGAGAAUUGGAGUUGCAUGUUCAAUGGAAUCGCCAAGGGAUCGAAUGCAGAUUCAAGAUGUAGUUAACGCAUUAUGUAAGAUAAAAAAAGUUCGUGAAAAUAAUAGGUUGAGACAAGACUAGGAAAAUCUUAUCAAACAUGAAAUCCAAAGGAAAUACAAGCAAAUCAAAUCAUGCUUAUGACUACCCUAUUUUCUCUGCGGAUGCUUAGGGGCUACAAUCCAUAUGUUGGUGUGAUCCUUACGUUGUCUUCAUCAGCUGUGUGUUCAACAAAUAACUUCAAUUUUACUUCCUAUGUGAGUUGUAAGAUUUGUUGAUGUGGGAUCUUUUAGAGUAAGUGUAUACGUCUAUAACUUUUCCUUUCUUAUCUAGUUUAUGAUCUUUCGGGAGUAAUGUUAGCACUUCACUAAAUUACUUAUCAUCAUUUCAUUAGUAUAGUUCUAAGUUACA
Messenger RNA from Camellia sinensis, 3198 nucleotides. NCBI's taxonomy places the organism in Eukaryota, Viridiplantae, Streptophyta, Magnoliopsida, Ericales, Theaceae. The record is from RefSeq and is a predicted model, not a curated record.